AGACCUCCCUCCCUCCACUCGGCGGCGACUUGUUCCUCCCACGCCACGAACCAAAAAUAUAUAAUACUCCGAAAAAGAGAGAGACAGAAGAAGAAGAAGCGGCUCUCGAGAUCUCGCCGGCGAGAGGGACGGAGAUCUGAAGAAGAGGAGAGAGAGAUGCACGACUUCUGCUUCACGCUCCCCUACGGCUUCGCCGUCCUGGUCGGCGGCGUGCUGGGCUACGCCCGCCGCGGCAGCACCGCCUCCCUGGCCGGCGGCGCCGGCGCCGGCGCGCUCCUCCUCCUCGCCGGCUUCGUCAGCCUCAAGGCCUUCGAGAAGCGCCGCAACUCCUACCUCGCCUUCGCCCUCGAGACCCUAUGUGCACUGGCUUUGACUUAUGUUAUGGGGCAGAGAUACCUUGAGACUUCGAAGAUAAUGCCAGCUGGUGUCGUUGCUGGCUUAAGUGCUUUGAUGUCUGCAUUCUACCUAUUCAAAAUUGCAACUGGUGGCAACCAUAUCCCACCAAAGAAAGAGUGAACCAGGCGUUUCUUGUAAAGUAUGUUUUGUCAUACUCUAAGACUACGACAGAUUGUAUUGUGGAGUUUAAAUGUAUGUCCAGUAAUCAGCAAAGUCUUUUUUUCGCCUGUAAUUCUUUAGAUUGUACUUCUGAUGUCUGAACAAUGUAAAAGAAAUAAAGAUUUAACUGCUUACGUACGUGUAUGUGAUGUCCUCUGAUCCUUUUU
Messenger RNA from Oryza brachyantha (malo sina), 722 nucleotides. RefSeq names its product protein FATTY ACID EXPORT 5-like. The coding region runs from base 157 to 516 and encodes 119 amino acids. NCBI's taxonomy places the organism in Eukaryota, Viridiplantae, Streptophyta, Magnoliopsida, Poales, Poaceae. The record is from RefSeq and is a predicted model, not a curated record. Gene Ontology annotation, cellular component: membrane. The transcript has 3 exons.